AUGGCAAAUGAGGUGUCUGCAGAGACACUGCCUGUAGAGUCUUCCCUCUUCUCCCGCAGCAGCACCGGCAGCAGCAGCAGCAGCAGCAGCAGCGGCAGCAGCGGCAGCAGCAACACGGUCCUGGAGGUUCUCCCCGUGCCGCAGCCAUCGGAGGUGGGGCCCCGCAACAGUGGGGGGGGGCCCCAAGAUGGGCCCCAUUUGGGGGGCCCCUCUUGGGGCCCCCCUCCGUGGGGGCCCCCCAUGCUUACUUGGGGGCUCCCCUACCAAGGGGGGCCCCCAAUAGCAGCAGGAGGGGCCCCCCCCGAGAGGCUGCAUGAACCCAUGCAGCAUGGGGGCCUCCCUCCCUCCUUGCGGCUGUCUUCGCAGCGGUGCCUCAUGCUGCAGGGGCCCCAACAGCAGCAGCAGAAGCAGCAGCAGCAGCAGGAUGAUGGGGCCCCUGUAGCAACAGAUGCAGAUAGUUUGCAUGCAUGCCACACUAACUCUACACAACUUUGCAUGCAGCAGCAGCAGCAGAAGCAGCAGCAGCAGCAGCAGCAGGGGCACCAGCAGCUGGGGACAUCGACAAUGACCCCGUCUGAAGCAGCAGCUGCUGCUGCUGCAGCAACAGCAACAGCUGCAGCAGCAGCAGCAGCUGCUGCUGCUGCUGCUGUCUCCGCCAGCUCCCCACAGAAUGCUGCAUGCGUCAGCAGCAAUUUGCUGCCGGGCCCCACAUUAGAGGAGACCUCCUCUCAGGAGACACUUAAGCCAGUGUCCCUUUUCAGCAGCAGCAGCAGCAGCAGCAGCAGCAGCAGCAGUAGCAGUAGCAGCAGCAACAUCGGUGCCAACAGCAGCAGCAGCAGCAGCAGUAGGCUGUUAGUACAUGUCCUGCCUCGUAAAACAUUCCGAUAUGCCGCCGUCGUGCUGCUCCUUGCGCGUUGCUGCCCUUAG
Molecule: messenger RNA, 927 nt
Organism: Eimeria maxima
Lineage: Eukaryota; Apicomplexa; Conoidasida; Eucoccidiorida; Eimeriidae
Exons: 2
Coding region: 1-927 (308 amino acids)
Source: RefSeq, a predicted model, not a curated record